This is a messenger RNA of Magnusiomyces paraingens, 3045 nucleotides long. RefSeq lists its product as uncharacterized. Bases 1 to 3045 code for a protein of 1014 amino acids. Gene Ontology annotation, molecular function: ATP binding; protein kinase activity. The transcript has 4 exons. Gene Ontology annotation, biological process: protein phosphorylation. NCBI's taxonomy places the organism in Eukaryota, Fungi, Ascomycota, Dipodascomycetes, Dipodascales, Dipodascaceae. The record is from RefSeq and is a predicted model, not a curated record.
AUGUCACUGGUUCCAGUUAGGCCAAAUCAAAACAACUGGGUGGUUGUUUUAAAAGAUUCAACCCGUAAUUCACUUGUUCUGUAUAAUCAAAGAUCUCAUGAGCUUGCUCUUAUUAACGAUCCCUCUGAAUUUCAUUUUUAUAAUACUCGGCUUAUCGGCUCUUCCCCUAAUGACCCACUACCUGAGAUUUAUCCUGGAAUAUUACAAAAUGAUGAAUCGUCAUCGGAGCUAUCUUCAGUCGAGUUAUCCCCUAGCUCUUCACUUGAUUAUCCAACUGCCGCUCCUGCAGAAUUAAUAGAGUACUAUCCACCAGAGUUUAAUGAUAACGGACAUUCAGGAUUUCAGGGUCCGUCGAAUCACAGUCAUUCUUCUUCUUCCACAACCAUAAUUGUGUGCCCCGAAUGUGGUUAUCAUAUACCAUCACCAUUUCGUCGGCAGGGAACAUCCACUCAUCGUCAUCACAGACAGCAUCAGACUCGUUCGUCUCAUACAGCAAUGCCAAGGCAAAUAGAAGCACCAGCAAUUGUUCGUGAUGCUAAUUAUUUUAAACUUCUUGAAGGGUUUACCCCAGUUUCUCGAAAUAAUAAUUCUUUAAAUCUUAACGAAACAAAUGAUGGUACUAGUCAUGAGUCAAACGAAGAAACAAGUACUAGUAUUCAGCAAGAGUUUAAGGAUACAUCUCUGAAUCAGGAGACUGAUCAACCUGAAGAACCCAAUGCCUUUUCUAACAAACCUUCCUCAAUAAAAUCAGAAUAUUCGUCUAUUUCAGCGUCUGCCUUCAGCCAGGGUUACUUUGACCAAUUUUUUAAAGUUAAAGGCACGUUAGGCCGUGGAAGUCGUGGCACUGUAUAUUUGGUUGAACAUAUGCUAGAUGGUUAUUCAUUAGGACUUUUUGCUUUAAAAAAGGUUCCCGUGGGAAAUGAUCAUAAAUGGCUUGAAAAAGUUCUUUCUGAGGUACACCUCCUACGAUUACUAGCCCAUCCAAACCUCGUGAGCUAUAAUCAUAUGUGGCUUGAAAAUUCCCAGAUUUCCAGAUUUGCACCAGUAGUUCCUUGUGCUUUUAUUUUACAGGAAUACUGUGAUGGAGGCACAUUAGAAGACUAUGUUAAUAAUCUUAAAUCAGAUUAUAUUCUUGAAUCUUCUUUGCCACCAAAAGAUGGGUUAUCGCCUCAAAAUCCAGCAAAUGUUGUAGCUAAAGAAAGAUUUAGAAGAAAAUCUGAAGCCCGAUCAAAUAGACAAAAAAUUCCUUUGAAAAAAAUGACAAAACUUACUUUGGAAGAAAUUUUAUCUUUCUCUCGAGAUAUUUUUUCAGGGAUUGUUCAUUUACAUGGAGCACAAGUGGUUCAUCGAGAUCUAAAACCAUCUAAUUGCUUGCUUUUAACUCCCGAAAACCGCGCUUUUAACAAUAUAUCAAAAAAUUCCCAAUUUUCUUCAGCUUCAAAUGAUUUUAAAGAGGACAAAAACAAGGAAAUGGAGAAUUUAAUCAACUCCCAAAACUCAUACCCGUCGGAAAAUCAUUCAUUAAAAAAAAUGAAUAAACUUCCAACUGUCCUUGUAAGUGAUUUUGGCGAGGGACAAAUGGAAGGAUUACUACGAACUGGAACGGGAACUACAGGAACAUUAGAGUACUGUGCUCCAGAACUUAUCAGGCCAUUUUCUUCUGGUGAAUUAGCUCAAUUUUCUAAAAAAACAGACAUGUUUUCGUUGGGCAUGAUUUUACAUUUCCUUUUAUUUUCUCGUCUUCCAUACACCCCACUCCUAAUAGAUGGCGCAGAUUCUGAAUCUUUAGAAAAGCUAAAGAAAGAGGUCAUUGAUUUUAAAGGGUUUGAAGUUUCAAACGUGGAGUUCAGAGAAGAUAUUCCCCAGGAACUUUAUAUUCUUUUGGCCAAGUUACUUUCUAUUGACCCAGACGAGCGUCCUACAGCGAUUGAAUGCUUGAGAGUUAUUGAAACUUUAAUUCGAUCCUCUGGAUCCACUUCACAAACUUCCAAUCGUUCAAAUUCUACUUCCUCAAAUGAACCGUUAAAAAAACAAAAACAACCUAAUUCGUUUUCAAACAGCGAAAAGAACAAUGGAUCUCGAAUAAAUGAUUCGAAUUCUUUGGUUGGAAUUGUUGCGGUCUCAAACCAGAUUUCCAAAAACAAAUUUGAUGACACAACUUAUACCACUAACUCUCCGCAUGCUUCCAUUAGUUUUAUUACUGAUCGAUCGCUAGCUGACGUCAAAACUAUGACAAAUUACUCAACGCAACCAUUUGGAGAUCUGGGCACUCCCCCCAGUUCUAAGAAGCUAAUUUCGCCUCGAAAAGGUUCAGAAAGUCAAAGUUCUGAAAAUAUAUCUGGUAAAGAAAAGUCUCAUAUCAAGCAAUUAGAAAGUCAAAAUAAAUUAAGCAGUAAAAUCAUUGAAAAAAAAGAUACUAUCAAUACAAUUCCUCAUGAUUUAAAGCUUAUCGAUACUCACUCUAAACUUCAAUUAGAGAAACUGGUAAAUCGGCCUUUUCCUGAGAAUUUCUAUUUUGGUACCUCAAUUAAUGAUAAUAUUUCCAGAAAUCUGGUGACAUACCGCAACUUAACACCUCCAACGACAAAUAAUAUCAUUGGAUUUUCUUCUCCCAAAGGUGCUGAAGUUAAUUUUAAUGGGAAAGCUUUUGGAGAAACCUCAUUCCCUGAUAAAUUCACUGAUCACAAUCAAGUUUCACAACUUGCUAAUUUUAAGAACUCACAAUCAGAUGAAUACGAUACCCAUAAUUUGGCUAAUUCAUCCCUAAAACGUAGCAUAUCAACUCUUAAAAGAAAGUAUGGUGAAAGUUUACGACUUACCCAAGAUAAUAGAGAACUAUAUGUUGAGCAAAAUUUUCCGCAAUAUUUCGAAGAAGGGCCAAAAACCAAGUUUCAGCGUAAUCUAGAUUCAAACAGUGACACCAAUGACCAUAAUGAUGGAGAAAAUACUAUGCAACUAGAAUUGUUCAAACGACACAUCGGAUCAAGGGUUGUUCAAUUUGUUAAUUCUUUUGCUUGGAAUGGAAGUUCCCAUAAUGGACCUUAA